CUGGUGUUGACAUGAGCUGUGGGGGACUUUGGGAUGCUCUGAAGGCUAUUCCUUGGAACCACCUGUAGGUGAGGAAAUCAGGCCUGGUGUCUACUGGCUUCACUCUUUAAGCACCAGCAGGGACACUGCACAGGGGCCUGAGAUUUCACCAUCGUGCUGUCGCCACCACUGCCCUCCGAAUCAGGCUGCUACUCACCUGGGGCGGGGAGGGUGGUCUGACAGGUUCUGCAGGAGCCCCGAGGGGGUGGUGCCAGCCAGGCCCCAGCCUCGGGGAGGGACACAGAUACCUGGCCUCUAAAGUCAGUAGCCAGGUCAGAACAGAACCUGCUGCAGAAGAGACAUCCCCAGGUAUGGGCUAAGUCGGGUCGGGGCUGUGUGGGUCAGUGGGUCUCGGUCUUCCAUCUCUGCUGGGUGCAUAUCCUAUCGUUAGGGGCACUUUGGAGAGUAUCUGUCCUCUCCGUGGGCCUUCCAUUCCUGCUUCUGGGCUAUCUGACAUUCAUUCCCACUGAAGCAGUUCUUCAGCAGGUCUCCGUGCUUCUCCCUAUGCCCUGCCCUCGGCCACCAUGGCUCCGUCGCCCGCGCAUCCCUCAAGGGGGUGCAGAGGAUGAGGACGCAGAGGAGGAGCACGACGGCAGCCCUGGGGCUGGCCCCAUGCUGUCCCCCACCGAGUGCCUCAUCUGCGUGUCACCCUUCGAUGGUGCCUUCAAGCUGCCCAAACGCCUGGACUGCGGCCACAUCUUCUGCCUCGAGUGCCUAGCUCGCCUGUCGCUGGCCACAGCGGGCGGCGGCGAUGGAGUGUCCUGUCCGGUGUGUCGCGCGUUCACCCGCUUUGCGCCGCGUCGCGGCCUCCCUGCGCUGCCCACACCCACCGUGCUGCUGCCCGGGGAGGUGCGUGCUUCCACGCCGCGUGGAGGCUCCGUGCGUUUCGACCGGCGCCGCGGCCUGCUGUACGUGCGCGCACCCGUGCCCUCCGGGUCACGAAAAGGCCGUGCACUACCGGCACCCCAGCCUCCGCUGCGCCUGGGCCGCCCGCUGUCGCGCCGCCUGUCGUUCCGCAGCCCGGCCUGGGCGCUCAAUGCGGCUGUGGCUCUCGCCGCGCUGGUGGCCGCAGGACUCGUGGUCUCGGCUGUCUACAUCUUCUUCCUCAUCCCGCGCACUGGGAGCCCCUCGCACCCACAGCUCAUGGCGCUGCCCACGGCGACCUGGACCCCAGCCCAGACAACGAGGACCACAAAAGGGACCUCAGAGGACACCUGGGGAGCUGAGCUUGGGACUUGGGGAACAGAGCUUGGGAUGCCGGGAGCAGAGCCAGGGGAAUGGGGAGCUGAGUCCAGUCCUGGCUGGACCCCUAGAGCACGUGGUGGUGGGAGGGCCAGGGGAACUUGAUAGUGGUCCUGGCCUCCAGUCUGUGGCCUUGGGUCAUCCUAGUGCCCCUGUUUCCUCAAGGAGGGUUUGCUGGAAGGGUAUCCCCAGGACUGUCCCCAGGAGCCAUGAAACACACUGGAGAAAUGGCAUCAUUCCUGGGGGCUUCUUGGGAACACGGUCCGGUGGGCCCACCUGCAGCAUCCCUUGGACUGUAGUUACUAUGGCCAUGAAGCCAAGGUUGCCCAGCCUGCCUUUGGAAGUGUGCUGACUGCUGUGGUACCCAUGGUCAUCCCAGAGCCCUGGGAAGCAUCGACCCGUGUAUCCAAAUGUCCUGGGGCUGCUGCUCCCUGGCACCACAGUCAGUCUGUGGGCUUCCAUGUGCACUACUUGCAGUCUGGGUCUAAGUACACAAGCUAUCACCUGCACACUUGCCUGGAAAUCAGGCUUCCAGGGGCAAGGGUGACCUAGUGGGGGUUUGGGUGAACCCAGGGACUCCCAAACUGCUUUAGGAACCUCCACUUCCCCUGAUGCACCUUGGCUUCCAGUAGUCAAGUUUCCUGACUAACUGGAGAGAUCCUGGCCUGUCUUCCACAUGGCCAGAACCAUCUUCCCCAGUGACUGCCUUUUCUCCUGCAGGGCCCCAGCAGCCCUGCCUAUCCUACCACUUGUUUCAGCCUCCCCAGUGCAGAGCAGCCAGCAGAGAAGAGGGCUGUGUCUCCUGUCAUCUCCCAUAAGCCUUCCUGGCAUUUUCCAGAAACUUAGACUUCUAUGAAGCUGCAAUCUAAUCUGUUUACAUGUGUUGUGUUUCCCUGCCAUGGUAUGCAGUGGGUGCUCAGUGGGUUACUGACAGGGCGUGACAGCAUCUCGGGUGGCUGAUGAGAAGCUUGGGAAUGCCUGGGCCCCAGCAUGUCCACAGACCUAUUUAUGUUGUAAGCUGUUGCUUCCCAGUGUCAGCCAGAGGAACAUCAGGAGUCCCAGGACAUGUCUUUUCUGGACCAGGUCCUGGCCACACCUGUUGCCAGCAGCACUUACUGGGUCACUGGGAAGCCAUAGCCCAGCCUCACUAUAGGGGAACUUGGUCUACAAGUGAUAGCCUGGUAGGUUUCUCUGGUUACUGUAAAAAAUUACCAACUCAAAGUCUAGGAAUGACACACAUUUAUCAUCUUACAUAUCUUCUGUCCUACAGUACUGGGGAUUGAACCCUCGGCCUUUGCGUGGAGCUACAACCCCGGCCCUAUUUUAUUUUUUGAGACAAGUUAUUGCUAAGACCUAAAUUUCCCUGGCAGUGUUUAACUUAGGGAUUUAGUAAGCUACCACCUGCAGCUACCACUUGGCCUCACUGUGUCCAUUUGUCAUUGUGGGAGCCAUGCCACCUGCCGAAAUGCCAGCUUUUAGAUGUGGUUGAGGUUACAGAUCCAAGGUUCCCUUCUUCAGGCAGCUUUUUUGGACCACUCUCAGAGAGUGCAUCCUCCCUCGCUGCCCCCCAGGGGCUACUGUGGCUUCUGCAACCUCCCAAUGGGACCCCAUGACCUCGUUCUCUCCUUCCUAAAAAGAAGCCAAGCACAUGAGUGUCUGCAGAGUACUACCUCAGUGCCUCCCUCGCAAGGGCUGCGGGAAAUCGGCAGCACAGGAUCAUGGGGUUCCCCUUCCAUCCUCUCCUGGGCUUCACAUUUGGUUGCAUCCUCCCUCGUCCACUCCACAUCCAGUGCACUCCCUCACAGUGGUACCCGGAUCUUGACACCGGGCCGCAGGCUGGACGCUCUUCCUAGGUGGAGGGGGUGGCCUCGGUAUCUGGCUCUGGCGCCUGGGCCUAUAUGGGCGGGGAUUGGUUCUCCUUUCUGAACGUGGGCAACAAUAAACCCGCUGCUUUCU
Molecule: messenger RNA, 3237 nt
Organism: Cavia porcellus (domestic guinea pig)
Lineage: Eukaryota; Metazoa; Chordata; Mammalia; Rodentia; Caviidae
Gene: Rnf225
Product: ring finger protein 225
Exons: 1
Coding region: 544-1386 (280 amino acids)
Biological process (GO): protein ubiquitination
Molecular function (GO): ubiquitin protein ligase activity
Source: RefSeq, a predicted model, not a curated record